UAAACUCUACUCUGAGUUUCAAAUACUCAAGCUGAGAGUCUUGUGAUUCCUGAAUUACAUAUUCUAGAUGACCAUGUUGUAAAUCAGUGAAAAUAUAAACCUCCUCUGAGCUUCACACAGGACUGGACACGAGGCCAAGUCUUUGAGAUAGAAGUUGGACUUUGACUCUGGAGUCAUCAUAUAAAGCAGCGGAGAGGGAAAAGGAGGCUGUUUUACCUAACAGAGGGAAGACGAGAGAACAAAGCCAUGGCCACGUGGAGGACAGUGGGAGCUCUACUGCUGAUAGCACAUGCUGUGUUUGGCCAGAAAACCAUCAGAUGGUGCACCAUCUCAGACCCAGAGCAGAGGAAAUGUCAGGCCAUGUCGCAGGCUUUCGCCAGCGUCUCCAUCCGUCCGUCUCUGAGCUGUGUCGGCGCAGGGACAAUCGAGGGCUGCGUUCAGAAACUACAGAGAAAAGAAGCUGAUGCCUUGUCCAUGUUUGCCAAGGACAUCUACACCCUGGGGAAGACUGCCUCCUUCAAGGUGGCUGCCAGUGAAACAAAGGCUGACCGUACUGGUGCCGUCUACUAUGCAGUUGCUGUGGUGAAGAAAGCGAACUUUGCCAUCAACAUCAACAACCUAGCAGGAAAAAAGACCUGCCACACCGGAAAAGGCCGAACAGCUGGCUGGAACAUGCCUCUGGGAUACUUCAUAGACCAGGGUUACAUGUCUGUGAUGGGCUGCGGCAUCUCACAGGGUGUGGCAAAUUUCUUCAAUGCGAGCUGUAUCCCCGGAGCAAACACAUCUGAGGAUCCUCCGUCUCUGUGUCAGCUGUGCAUUGGAGACACGAGCGGAAACUUCAAAUGUGAUUGGAGUAACAAGGAGAGAUACUUCAGCUAUGAAGGAGCUUUCAGAUGUAUGGCUGAAGGUGCAGGAGAGGUGGCCUUCAUCAAACACACGACUGUCGAGGAGAACACUGAUGGUCGUGGCCCUGUGUGGGCGCAAGGACUGAAGUCAUCUGAAUAUGAGCUGCUGUGUCGUGAUGGCACCAGAGCUCCAGUCUCUCAGUGGAAAACAUGUCACCUGGUCCGUGUCCCAUUCCGUGGCAUUGUGGUCGCCAAUGACAUCACUCCCUCUGUGGUGUUUAACAUGCUGACGGAGGGGCUGGAAAAGUCGGGCUUCCAGAUGUUUUCAUCUGCUGCGUAUGGAGGAGGAACUGUGCUGUUCUCCGAGUCAUCCAUCAUGUUUCAGGGGGUGGAAUCAGAGGACCACAAGAAGUGGAUGGGCAGCAAUUAUUAUAAUGUUCUGCGUGCCAUGGACUGUAAACCAGAAAGUGCCCUGCGGUGGUGUGUGUUGUCCAGCGGUGAGCAACAGAAGUGUGCUGAUAUGGCUGUGGCCUUUCAAAGUAAACAUCUGACUCCGGACAUCAAAUGUGUCCAUGGGGACUCUGUGACUGACUGCAUGAAUAAAAUCAAGAACAACGAGGCUGAUGCCAUCACUCUGGAUGGGGGUUACAUCUACACAGCAGGCAAAGACUAUGGCUUGGUUCCUGCAACUGGCGAGAGCUACACAGAUGACCGUGAUGGCUCCAUGUACUAUGCAGUUGUGGUGGUAAAAAAGAAUAGCUAUGACAUCCGUAACCUUGACGACCUGCGUGGCCGUCGCUCCUGUCACACAGGAUACGGUCGCACCGCUGGAUGGAACGUUCCUGUAGCGGCGCUGAUGGAGAGAGGCUUGAUCACCCCUAAGCAGUGUCAGAUACCUCAAGCGGUGGGCGGGUUCUUCAAGCAGAGCUGUGUACCAGGUGCCAACCAGCCUGGUUUUCCCAACAACCUGUGUGACUUGUGUGUGGGAGACAACACAGGGAAGAGCAAAUGUGAAAAGGGAAAAGACCUGUAUGAUGGAUACAACGGUGCCUUCAGGUGUCUGGCGAAGGGAGAUGGCGACGUGGCUUUCAUCAAGCAUUCUACUGUCUUCCAAAACACUGACGGUAACUCUGGAGAAUCGUGGACUGUAGGUCUACAAUCUACAGAUUUCCAGCUGCUCUGUUCUCAGGGCGCGAAAGCCGAGGUCACGCAGUACAAACACUGUAACCUGGCUAGAGUCCCUUCUCAUGCUGUAAUGGUACGACCAGACACCAACAUCCACGCUGUCUAUGGACUCCUGGACCGCGCUCAGACAUAUUUCGGCAGUGACACAGGUACUGGUUUCAAGAUGUUUGACUCGAACGGCUAUCAGGGAACAGACCUCAUCUUCAAAGACUCCACUGUCCGCCUCGUGGGUGUCGGUGACAGAAAGACCUUUCAGGAGUGGCUGGGACAGGGCUACAUGGACUCACUGGUAGAAAUGGAAUGUAAUUCAUCAGCUGCAGUGAUGUCCUCUGCAUGGCUGCUGCUGGUGGCCCUGUUCAGCUUCAUGCUGACCAACCUCUGGAUGUAAAGGCACAAUAUGACCCAGGCAUCCUGCGUCUUCUCCUACUCCCUUCCUCACCUUUUUUUCUAAUCCUUUCCCCUUGCUUUUCUGGAGAUCCACUCCUUCUAUCCAUGAAUGUUUUUUUUUGUUUUAUUGUAAAAUUGCGUAGCUUCUACCUGAUUGUAUGAUGUUUUGAUGUAUGUGAGGGUGGCAUGUUGGAACUACCUUUGGAUUUGAAUUGCGCUACUGUUGUAGAAAAUGAAGGACUUCUUUUUAGUGGCAGAGAAGAGUUAGAUAGAUGAGAGAAGGUGUUACUACCACUGUGUUUACUGAAGGUGAGCUGCCAUAUCAGUGCGUAUGCUGCCACCUGUUACAUUGCUUUAGUGGUUAGUGCCUCCUCCGAAGCUUGUUUUACAAAGAACAGCCAAUAUGAUUUUUAAUGUCACAUGAGCUACAGAAAAUGCUUUAACUUCUGGUUUAACUCUCUGAAGCCUAGUUACUUAAACUGCAAUGAUCACUUAAACUGCAUAUCUAAAAGUGCAGUUUUCAGGUCAGUGAGCUUUGUCCAAGUUUUGAUAUUUCUGCCUCCACCUCAAUACAAAAGGAAGUGAAACAAAUCAUUUGUGGAGCUCACAGCAUUGAGAAAAAAUUACAUUACUUCUCCCCAUUAGUUUGGAUUAUCCACACAACACCCUCUCAGUAGUUUCUAUAGGGAAUUAGUAAGUAGUAGUAGUAGUAGAAAGUAGUUCUAGUCAAAAUAGUUCAGUGUCUGGGAAUUAUCCAGAAAAUUCUGUUGAAUUGCUCUUGAAUUUGUAAUUUUAACUUCUCAGUGAUGUGAGCACCAUCUACAGUACAUCCAUUGUAUUGGAGUAGGUACAAACCUGGACAAAUAACAACAACAUUUACAAACUUACUGGAGGUAAAUGUGUUGUUAUGUGGGUGGACUGGCCCUUUAACCUAAGGAGCAGUAACUUCAGUAAAAUGGAUAAAAUGUAUCCAGACAAAAAUAUAUCAUUACAUCUUUAAAGCUUUUUCUUCUGGUACCUUUAAGACUCUAACCCGCUGUAACUGAUCCAAGUUCAGUUUCCCCAUUUGCAAAGGCUUCAUGUGUAUUUAGAAGUCAGAUUGUUGUUCUGCUCUGCUGCUCUUUGCUCUGUGAGUACUACUAACAGACAUGGCCUUGUCUGAGUUCAGGCUGUGUAUCUUACUAUAAGCUAAUGCCAUAUCAGUGAAUAUGCACUAGUGUUGCCUCCACAGAGAGCUGUGUUGGGGAUGGUGUGAUGAUGAGUGAUUGAGUUUUCAUCCAUAGGCUGUUGGCUUCAUGUAUUCUCCUCAAAUGCUUUGAAAUUAAAGAGAUAAAUGAUUUAAUUCAUACAGUGUACAGUGUAACUCAGCAUUCAUUUGAGCCCGCCUGCAGCUCAACAUCUAAAUCUUUUGCUGCAUUAUUUUUUGGCUUUUCACUUAUUUCCGUAACUUAUCUGAAACUGUGUAGACACAAAUGGAGUGAGUAACUCUAACACACUGGUUUGGGGAGAACAUGAAGAAAACCUCCUGUGGUUUGUGAUGGAGAGUGAAUGAGUUUUUGUUUGUCUGGAUGGUAUAAGUCAACAAAGAGAAUGUGUCAGGUGAAGAAAAACAACAGGGUUUUAAUACUGGUUAAUUUCCUGGUAAAAAAAAAAAAA
Seriola dumerili (greater amberjack) is the source of this 4073-nucleotide messenger RNA. RefSeq names its product melanotransferrin (gene meltf). Bases 247 to 2418 code for a protein of 723 amino acids. Gene Ontology annotation, cellular component: extracellular region; plasma membrane; early endosome. The record is from RefSeq and is a predicted model, not a curated record. The transcript is spliced from 16 exons. NCBI's taxonomy places the organism in Eukaryota, Metazoa, Chordata, Actinopteri, Carangiformes, Carangidae. Gene Ontology annotation, biological process: iron ion transport.